Tribolium madens (black flour beetle) is the source of this 1152-nucleotide messenger RNA. It is a transcript of the gene obst-B, whose product is annotated as protein obstructor-E. Gene Ontology annotation, cellular component: extracellular region. Bases 195 to 1037 code for a protein of 280 amino acids. Lineage: Eukaryota; Metazoa; Arthropoda; Insecta; Coleoptera; Tenebrionidae. Gene Ontology annotation, molecular function: chitin binding. The transcript has 6 exons. The record is from RefSeq and is a predicted model, not a curated record.
ACAAUUGACUGACAAAAAAUUAACAGUUUUAACAUAUUAAAUCCCAAAUGGAAAUAAUUGUGACGCUCAUGUUUGAAACUAUUUGAUUUACAUGACUUCAUUUUAAAUGUGCGAAAUAAUUGGCAAGGUCAACCUCAGGGAGAACGGUUCAACUUAUAAACCAUACCGAUUUCGAACACCUUUUAGUCGCAAUCAUGAAGCGGUUGAAUAUCACCAUCCUGCUACUUUUUACCAUCGGUUUGGUGACAGCAGCGAGGAAACAUCAGAAGCAGGAAAGUCGAGAUGACGAUGAGUACGAGGCUACAGAUCAGUGUCCUGAAAAGUAUGGAUUUUUCGCAGAUGCUGAACAAUGCGAUAAAUACUACGAAUGUAAUGACGGGCAAAUAACCGAAAAAUUGUGCCCCGAUGGCAUGGUUUUCAAUGAUUACAGCUCUGAGUAUGAAAAAUGCGAUUUGCCGUUCAAUAUCGACUGCACUUCCAGGCCGAAAUUGCAGGAGCCCCAGCCUAGCCAACACUGCCCCCGCAAGCACGGCUACUUUGCCCACGAAGACACCCACAUCUGCGACAAAUUCUACUACUGCGUCGACGGCAAAUUCAACAUGAUCACGUGCCCCAAUGGUCUAGUCUACAACGACAAAGCCGGAAUUUGCUCCUGGCCCGACGAAGCCAAGAAAAAAGGCUGUUCCUCCGAAGAGGUUUUCCAAUUCGAGUGUCCCAAGGUGAACGAGACGGUGGCCGCGACGCACCCUCGCUAUGCCGACCCCGACGACUGCCAAUACUUCUACGUCUGCAUCAACGGGGAUACUCCCAGGAGGAGUGGGUGCAAGUUGGGACAAGUGUUUGAUGAUGUUGGGAAAAAGUGUGAUUGGGUGAGAAAUGUCCCAGAAUGUGCCGAUUGGUACAAAGGUCGGUUGACUGACGAACAGUUGAAGGAGUUGGAGAAUCCACCUACACGUAAACCUAGACCUACUAAAGUCAGUAGAAGGAAGCCUAGGCCGCCGAGGCCCACACAAGUCGAAGAAGAAGAGGAGAAAUAGUCUAGGAAAUAAGUUAGUGGAAAAAUGCGAUUAUUUUAUGAUUGUGGUGGAAAACACCAGAUUGUACGUUUUGUUAGUUGCAUAAUUUAAGACGAAUAAAAUAUUUUCUAAAAUA